Lactuca virosa is the source of this 981-nucleotide messenger RNA. The record is from the annotation of a GenBank genome assembly. Lineage: Eukaryota; Viridiplantae; Streptophyta; Magnoliopsida; Asterales; Asteraceae.
AUGACAAGAAAGAAACAGAAAGUUAACUGCUUUGAUUUUCUUUCAGACGACAUCCUUAUAGAAAUCCUCAAAAGGCUUCCAGAUGAUUUCCUUCGUUAUAAGGUUAAACACGUUUGCAGACGAUUUUUCAGUGUAAUCACCAAUGGAAUCUUACUAGACCACGCUUCCUUUAUCUUCCAAGAAUUCGGUAAACCCACAGUGCGACAUGUAGACAUAAGAGAAGAACAACAAGGGCUAGAACUAAAAGAGAAAAACCUGGAUUUACCUAAGAAAGGAUGGGUAAUGUCAUGGUGUAACGAGUUUCUUCUGAUAACAAAUCAAGAAAGAAAAGAAUACGUUUUUAACCUAAUCACAAAGGAAGGAUCAUAUCUUCCUUCAUGCACAUAUUGUAGAGGACGCUACACUUGCGAAUGUGGAGUUUCCCUUUCUUUUGAUGGAUUUAAAGGAGUAUACAAAGUGCUUCACAUGUUUAUAGGUCCACCAAUGCAAUGUCAUAUUCUUAUCUUGAAAAGAAACAUUCUCUCUCGUUUCUCCUCAAAGUGGAAAAAGAUCGAAAUUCCUUCUUGUAUGGAUGAAGGAUGGGGUUCAUGGGGUUACCCAGUUUCAGUUCAAGCGAGAUAUAUUCACUGGGAUGUUCAUGGUGAUGGAGGGUACCUGGUUUCCAUGGAUAUGGUGAAAGAGAAACUGUUCAGAAUGAGUCUUCCUAUACCUGAGUUUAGUUUCAGAUACACUGUUUUUGAAAUGGGUGGUUUUCUCACUCUUAUUCAUCAACUUUCCUUUGAACAAACUGACAUGUGGAUUCUUAAAGAUUUUGAGAAGAUGAAGUGGGAGAAGUUGGAGUUAACUGUUCCGAAUUGCUUUUUUGGAGAAUACGAUGAUUUUCUUAUAACACCUAUGUCUAGCGUGAUAAUUUUAUAUAGUCAGAAAGUUAGAUAAAAUGAACAUAGUUUUUGCAAAGUGAGAGGGUUGAAUCGCUGAAGC